AAAGAAAAUCAUCACCGGAUCCGUGUCUCCCACUUCUGCUUUCGGUCGCGCGAGAGAGAGAUGUCGUCGCACGGGAACGCAGCGUCGGUGAACGAUCCACGUCAGCCAUCAGCGGCGAAGCCCUACGUGGCGCCGAUGGUGUCCCCGCAAGAUCUCCCUGUCGAUUACUCCGGUUUCAUCGCCGUCAUCUUCGGCAUCGCCGGCGUCAUGUUCCGGUACAAGCUAAGCUCGUGGCUUGCUAUUGUAUUCUGCGCCCAAUCGCUCGUCAACAUGCGGAAUGUCGAGAAUGACCUCAAGCAGAUCUCCAUGGCCAUGAUGUUUGCUAUUAUGGGAUUAGUAACAAACUACUUUGGGCCUGCUCGACCCGGUGCACAAAGUUAAGAUUUCAUGGUCCACAGAGUCAAGACAAACUGAGAUGACAGUUUGAAGGUUCCUUUCUUUGAUGGUGUUUUAUUAUUAUUCCGGGGGAUACUGUUAAUGAAAUUUGCUGUAACAAAUUUGUAGGAAGACUAAAAUCUACCUAUGAUAUUGAAAUUCUUUUCCAUUAUUCCUCACGCCUCCCCCCCUCUCUGCAAUGAAACUGCCUUUUCGUAU
Corylus avellana is the source of this 594-nucleotide messenger RNA. RefSeq names its product asterix-like protein. Gene Ontology annotation, molecular function: protein folding chaperone. The record is from RefSeq and is a predicted model, not a curated record. Gene Ontology annotation, cellular component: endoplasmic reticulum membrane. Lineage: Eukaryota; Viridiplantae; Streptophyta; Magnoliopsida; Fagales; Betulaceae. Gene Ontology annotation, biological process: protein insertion into ER membrane.